AUGCCUAUUGGGUUUGAAGUGGCAUUCCCUUCGCUUAUUGAAAUUGCUCGAAAGUUGGACAUUGAAAUUCCAGAUUCUCCCAUUUUGCAAGAAAUCUAUGCCAGGAGAAACCUUAAGCUCACAAGGAUACCAAAGGACAUAAUGCACACAGUGCCCACCACGCUACUUCAUAGCUUGGAAGGAAUGGCAGAGUUGGAGUGGGAAAAGCUACUAACAUUGCAAUGCCCAGAUGGGUCAUUCUUGUUUUCUCCAUCCUCCACUGCCUUUGCACUCAUGGAAACUAAAGAUGAUAAUUGCCUCGGAUAUCUUAGAAGAGCUGUUGAAAAGUUCAAUGGGGGAGGUACGUAG
Molecule: messenger RNA, 348 nt
Organism: Ilex paraguariensis (yerba mate)
Lineage: Eukaryota; Viridiplantae; Streptophyta; Magnoliopsida; Aquifoliales; Aquifoliaceae
Source: the annotation of a GenBank genome assembly